Messenger RNA from Cladophialophora psammophila CBS 110553, 597 nucleotides. RefSeq lists its product as uncharacterized. The record is from RefSeq and is a predicted model, not a curated record. NCBI's taxonomy places the organism in Eukaryota, Fungi, Ascomycota, Eurotiomycetes, Chaetothyriales, Herpotrichiellaceae. The coding region runs from base 1 to 597 and encodes 198 amino acids. The transcript has 2 exons.
AUGGCUGUGGAUGUGGUUGUGCCCACUGACGAAUCGAACCGUGAGGCCUACGGAGGGCAGGGAGGUCGUCAAGAUGUGCCGGGCCCAGACGCUGGCCACCCUGACCAUAUCUCCAGAUUCGAUUCUCCUUCGUCAUUCGAAUCCCCUUCUUCUCCUUCUUUGAGCAAUGGGAGCUUCGACAACAGCUUCGAGGUGGGAAACCCGCUCGCCCGUCGUGAAGCUGCCGACGUGAACUCCAGCCGCACCCAAUAUGCGUCGGAGCCAGAUGAGGACGAACGUCACCCGUGGACUUACUUCACCGAGCGCGCCAACAGCCUCGACCACAUGUCUUUUGGAGAAGACUCUUCUGGCAUGGUCAUCCCCGGCCUCAUGGACGACAGCGUGCUUGCCCGUGGGCCUGGUCUAAGUAGCGACGACCGAUCCAUACUGUCGAACCAGUACGAACCGUCUUUUGUGCAACAGAGCGCCACCGCCAGCCAAGUCGUCGUCGGGGCCGGAGCCGCUUUCGACGGCCAGUAUUUACCCCGAUUCCUUCGCCUGACUCCAGAAUGUCGACACGACUUUCACCAUCCCAUCUGCGCCCGAUGCAUGCACUAG